Cyprinodon variegatus (sheepshead minnow) is the source of this 2937-nucleotide messenger RNA. RefSeq names its product helicase with zinc finger domain 2-like. Lineage: Eukaryota; Metazoa; Chordata; Actinopteri; Cyprinodontiformes; Cyprinodontidae. The annotation marks the transcript as partial. Gene Ontology annotation, molecular function: metal ion binding. The transcript has 6 exons. The record is from RefSeq and is a predicted model, not a curated record.
CGAAACUUAAACUCAACAAAACUGACGAAGCGUUGAGUUCAAAGCACCAGAGGAGGUUUGUUCGGAGGUUCGGUCUGGACUGGUUCCGUCCUGAUCCAGACUCACUUCUGGUUCUCUGACCCAGCCUUCUGAGGCCAUGGCCGUGUCAUCUCCAUUGGCUCUUCUGCUAUCAACCCAUGAACUCACCCUGGCCUGUGAUCGCUGCUGCAUCAAGGAGAACCAGAUCACAUUCAGGCUAAGACCAGUUCCACACCAGUGUCAGCAUCAGGUCCUACUCUGCAGAACUAAAGGUGGCAGCAGUUGGAGGCCCGUCGCCAAGCGACCAGCGUUUCCAAAUCCCAAACGAUAUGAAGCCUGUUGGUUCUUUAAGGAGGGCCAAGGCUGCACCGUGCAUAAAAACCGCUGCACAUUUGCAAAGAGUGAAGAGGAAGCAGCCGUGUGGACGUUUGAAAAGGAACACAGAGUGGACCAUGAGCUUCUCUGUAACAUGUUGCUCCAGUCCAACGGCAAACCUGAGCAGAAACCCGAUGCAGCACCUCAGGGUACCCUCUUCACCACUCUGGAUCUGAAGGCUGUCUGUGAUUUAUGCUCCAAGCAGGUGAAUGAAAUCACCUACAGCGUUCAGUCCGUUAUUCACAAGUGUGGCCGGAGUCUCCUCCUAGCCAAAAACAAGGCCUCCAACCAGUGGAAGUCCAUAGCUGAGCGGCCUACUGGGGGAACCAUUGGAGCUAAAGUCCUCUAUAAGGUCUGUGAUCACUUUGUUGAGGGAUCUGGAUGCAGCAGACAUAACUUAGGUAGGGGAUGCACCUAUGCCAAAAGCUCUGAAGAGGCCACAGUGUGGAACUUCCUCAGAGAGAAAGGUCUCAGUAAGACGGAGUUAAUCACACACAUAAUCGAGUCUGAUCCAGUCUCAGAAACACCAGAACAUGCAGCCCAUAGAAUUCUUCAGAGGUUUUCUGGGAGAUUCAUGGAGUUCUGCAAAAGUUGUUUUCUGGGACGGCCGACUAAGCUGACACCAAAGCGAUGGAAUGACUUCUCCUCUGCAGAUGCAGUUCACACCUGGGAGCCGGUUCUAGUUCAUCACCUGUCAGAGGACAGCUCAAAGCACAUCUACAGCCAGGUCCGCCCCCUUCCCCCAAACUGCCCCUUUAACUUCUGCAGUCACAUCCGUCAGGGUAAGCCCUGCUGGCACCAGGCUGGCCACUGCAAGGCCGCCCAGAGUGAGGUGGAGAUGGCGGUGUGGAAGGCUGAGCACAGCGGCCUCUCAGUGCGUCCUCACCUCCUUCGGCUCAGUCAGGAGAAUCAGGUUCAGUCCAAGCAGGUCUCCAUAUUCUGUAAGGUGUGCCUGCUGGUGCUGUCCACCCCAGAGAGCUUCUACAAGCACUGCUCUACACUAGAACAUGCCCAGCUCCUGUCCCAGGACACCAUCACCAAUUGGAAACAGCGGCAGCCUCCCCACGGCCGGCGGGCAGAGUUAUGGCUCUGCGACAGACCAAAGACUUGUGAAUACGGCUCAAACUGUCCAAAAGCUCACUCUGAGGAGGAGCUUAAGGAGUGGAUGAUGAGAUCUGCAGAGGAGAAGGAGAUCCGAUGCAGCAUGGAGACUGAGGGCCUAAUGUGCUACAACCAGCAGCUUCUAGACGAGUACAGGAACAGCAGCAAUGAAGUCUAUGUGUUGUCUGAAAAUGUUGAUGAUGUCAGCAUCUCCUGUGAUGAAGAUUUAAGUGUAGAGAGUGAAAACAUCAAUGCAAAACUCUCAUGGAACUUCACGGUUGAGACGGAGAGACAGUUGGUGCAUGUUGCACUGCUGAAGCAGGAACCUGGAGCUUCAUUCAGCCUUGGUGCUGCUGACAGCUCUGAACCAUGCAUCUACUCUACCGGGGAAAGAUUCCUCACCCCCAGCGGGACCUAUGUCAUCACUGUGUGUUUUACAUCUAUGCACCCAGGCCUGUAUGAACAGUGGCUGGUGCUAGAUUUUCAAAUGAGACCAGUCCUCUUGAAAAAACUCAAAGUCAGAGUUGGCCAGCAAUCAGCAGACGACGCCAAGGAGCCCGUCUUCAACCAGGGGGUCAUUGUUGAAAGUACAGAGCGCUGGACUCGAGGGAACAGAGUAAUAAUACCCUGUUCUUUCAGAACAGAAAAACAGGAGGAGCUUUGGAAGGAGUACAAGCCUCCAGAGCUCAGUGUUCUCUACAGACGGCCGAGCAACAACCAGACAGCUCUAACAGCUGAAAACUACAAGGCAAAGAUGCAUGAGUUCCUGUACAAUGAGGAACUAGCAGAGGACCAAGUGGUUUCAAGACUCAAUGUUUGUGGGCAAAUAACAACCAUGGAUAAACUGAACAGUGGUUUUGAGAUGGAGUUUGCCCCUCAAGGGCAACUUUACUGUUCUGUUUCCAGUCCUUACAAGCUCACCAUGGACAGUCCUGAAGGACUGGCACUGAAACGAAGCGUCCAGUGUGCCCUGAUAGCUCCUUCAGACUCGCUGCAUCCUAACUCUAAGGUUUAUGAGGCCAAGGUCCUGCAGCUGAGAACCAAUGAGAACCAAAUAUUCCUUCAGCUCUCUAAACAGUGCUGUUUUGAUCUUGCUCUUCAAAACAAUGAGUCUUAUCAAAUGGAGGUGCAGUUUCAGUUGGAUCGCCACUUCUUAUGUAACAUGCACAAAGCCAUAGACCUCCUCCCAGAUACCAGCAGAGUUCUACCAGACCUCCAGAACUGUGCAGUUCCUGUCACCGAUGUCACCUACGAGAAGCUGAACGCCAAGCAGCAGUCUGCAUUGAGCUUCAUUACAGGGAACCACGAUAAGAAGAAGUUCACAGCGCCGCUGCUCAUUUAUGGACCUUUUGGAACAGGGAAGACCUUCACCAUGGCAACGGCAGCCAUGGAGCUUUGCAGGAAUCCUAAUAACAAAAUCCUGAUUUGCACCUACACCAACAG